AUGCGAGAAGGCGAGACUCUCAAAACGUAUUCAAAUAGAUAUUGGGAAAUGUUUAAUGAAAUAGAGGGAGAAAAUGAUGAUGUGGCCAUAAGUACUUUCAAGGCUGGCCUUCCAGCUGAGCAUGAUUUAAGGAAAUCUCUAACUGGUUCUGCUGACACCCAGGUGGUUAAUGCAGUGUUUCGGGAGCCGGUGCAGCAGGUAUUGGAGAAGAUAAAGAAUGAGCCCCUUUUUAAGUGGCCAAACAAGAUGGCAGGAGAGCCUAAGAGACACAACCCGAACCUUUACUACCACUAUCAUCAGGAUCAUGGGCACACAACGGAGGAUUGUAGGAACUUAUGGGACCAUUUGGAGCAGUUGAUCCGAGAGGGGAAAUUAAAGCAACUCUUGCAUCAUUCCAGUGGUAGGGUAAGCCAGGCAGGCUUAGAAAUGCGUGGGGACACUUCUUUAAGACUCCCCCUUGGUAUGAUAAACGUUAUUUUUGCCGCCCCAAGGAGGACUGGAUCUUGUCCUUCCAGGGUACUGUCGGUGUUCCGACCUUCGACCGAGGAUCAUUGCCAAGCGUUGAAGAGAGCCAGGGUGGACGUCCCCCUGAUUUUGGGUUUUUCGGAUGAGGACAAGGUUGGAAUCAUACAGUCCCAUGAUGAUGCUCUAGUGGUCACAUUGAGAAUUGGUGGGUACGAUGUCAAAAGGGUGAUAAUUGAUCAAGGUAGUGCUGUUGAUAUAAUGUACCCAGAUUUGUAUAAGGGUCUAGGUCUGAAGCUAGAGGACUUAGCAGCCUACAGUUCCCCUCUGGGGAGUUUUGAGGGAAGGAUGGUCGCUCCAAACGAAUAG
Molecule: messenger RNA, 831 nt
Organism: Quercus robur (English oak)
Lineage: Eukaryota; Viridiplantae; Streptophyta; Magnoliopsida; Fagales; Fagaceae
Exons: 2
Coding region: 1-831 (276 amino acids)
Source: RefSeq, a predicted model, not a curated record